Galleria mellonella (greater wax moth) is the source of this 1697-nucleotide messenger RNA. It is a transcript of the gene DMAP1, whose product is annotated as DNA methyltransferase 1-associated protein 1. Lineage: Eukaryota; Metazoa; Arthropoda; Insecta; Lepidoptera; Pyralidae. The transcript has 9 exons. The record is from RefSeq and is a predicted model, not a curated record. Gene Ontology annotation, molecular function: transcription corepressor activity. Gene Ontology annotation, biological process: negative regulation of transcription by RNA polymerase II; DNA repair; chromatin remodeling. Gene Ontology annotation, cellular component: nucleus; Swr1 complex; NuA4 histone acetyltransferase complex. The coding region runs from base 185 to 1582 and encodes 465 amino acids.
UCUAUUUAGUCUGUAUUUGUCUAUAAGUCGUAUAAAUUGCUUUUAUUUACUUCUUAAUUAUAAUUGAAAUUUUCAGGAUUUAAUUCUAUACAUUGAACUAUAAUAUUAAAAUAGUGUACAUAAUAUAAUUAUAGUCUUUACUUCCUAUUUGGGCUUACUAGGUUAAAAACCAUAUUGAAGAGUAAUGGCUGAUAUAUUGGAUAUUUUGGAUAUUGAACAGCCUGGAGGGUCUGAAAUCAAUAGGGAUACAAUAAUUCAUGGUGAUAAAGUAAAAAAGAAAUAUGUGACUGCUAAAGCUGUGAAAAGACCUGAGGGCAUGCAUAGAGAAGUGUUUGCCUUACUUUACAAUGACUCUAAUAAAGAUUUACCUCCAUUGCUUCCUACUGAUACAGGUAAAGCCUACAAGCAAACAAAGGCGAAGCUAGGAAUGCGCAAAGUGCGUAAGUGGACAUGGGCACCAUUUACAAAUCCAGCUCGUAAGGACAAUGCUGUAUUUUACCAUUGGAAACGUGUUUCUGAUGAAACAAAAGAAUAUCCAUUUGCUCAGUUUAAUAAGCAAGUUUCAAUACCUUCGUAUUCUGAGUCUGAAUACAAUCAAUUCUUAAAAUCGGAGGAUUGGAGUCAAGCGGAAACCGAUCAUUUGAUGGAUCUAUGUCAGCGAUUUGAUCUGCGAUUUAUUAUAAUUCAUGAUAGAUGGGACCGUGCUGCAUUUAGAGAUCGAAGCAUAGAAGAUUUAAAAGAAAGAUAUUAUGGGAUUUGUGCUACUUUAAGUAAGGUGAAAACUAAUCCUUGGUCAAAUUUGACAACUACGGUAAAUGGAGAGAAACGAAUAUAUCACUAUGAUGCUGAACAUGAAAGAAAGCGGAAGGAACAACUACGAAGACUGUUUGAUCGAACACAAGAACAGAUUGAUGAGGAGCAAAUGCUAAUAGCUGAAUUGAAAAAGAUUGAAGCAAGGAAACGGGAAAGGGAAAAAAAGACACAAGAUUUACAAAAGUUGAUUUCUAGAGCUGAUAGUGGAAAUAUAGCAUCUAAUAAUCAUGCUACAAAUAAUAUGGAUACAUCCAAUAACACAGGGAAUGUAUCAUUAAACAUUGCCAGGCGUCAUGAUAGAAAACUACACAAGAAGAAACUUUCCUCCCAACAAAGACCUAUUCGGGCUGUGGAAACUGUAACAGUGGAAUGGUCUGGAAUCAAAUUCCCAGAAGCACGCGGCGCUGGUGUAUGGCUCCGCUCACAGCGAAUGAAAUUGCCCCCCGGUGUUGGACAAAGAAAGACUAAAACAAUAGAACAAGAACUAAGACUUAUGAAUAUAGAUAUUGCACCAACUCCAACUGAAGCCAUAUGCAAACACUUCAAUGAGUUACGAUCUGACCUUGCAUUGGUAUUAGAUUUGAGAAGUGCUUUAGUACCUUGCGAAUUUGAGCUACAGGCAUUAAGACAUCAAUAUGAAGUUCUUAAUCCAGGAAAGACUCUUACAAUACCAGCCUCAAUUUGCAAUGGGCCUGAAAAUGAGGCGAAACCUACGUUGGAAAUUAUUGAUGUAGUUGGAUCACCAAGCGCUCUGAAUAAUACCAUCUAGCGCUAUGUAUUAUAUCCAUUAUCUUUCCUUUUAAUUCUCUUACUGGAACCAAAUUUUUGGAACAUAAUGUAGAUUUAAAUACUUAUUAAAUAUAAAAAUAUUUUUAAAAUAAAAA